CAAGCGACGACGUCGUUUUGGUUCACCUUCCUCAGUCCCUACUGCGCGUACCGUGGCUCUCUGCUAUUCUUCCUUCCAGGGUUCCCCUUUUGCUAAUUAAAAGUAUAAAAAUCAAAUUCGGUAAAAUAGGGAUACAAACUCCAAAAUCCAUCAACAAAGCUUUAAAACUAGCCAUUCUCUGAAGGUUAAGAAAUACACAAUUUUGCUUGUUUAGGUUCGAUUUCCGAUAGGGGAUUUUGUUGUGAUGGAUCACGCCCGUUCAAUUUCUAGGGGAGGUGAGGAGAAUGUCGGGAUUCCGGAUGAUUUGCGGUGUAAAAGAUCCGACGGAAAACAAUGGAGAUGCACAGCCAUGUCCAUGCCCGAUAAGACAGUAUGUGAAAAGCAUUAUGUCCAGGCAAAGAAGAGGGCGGCAAAUUCUGCGAUGCGUGCUAGCAUGAAGAAAGCGAAGAGGAAGCCUUUAGGUGAAAGUGAUAUCUACUUGGAGAGUAAGAGCGAUGACAUGGACGUACCACUCAGUUCACAGUUUGGGGAUUAUUCUGGGUCCUCUGGUAAGAAGAAGAAGGAGAAAUCAUCGAAACCGCAGGCUAAUUAUUCGCCUGAAAUGCGACCGGUUAGGAGUUUAUCUGAACGGAGUUCUCUAAGGUCAACUGACGAUCUUGACAGAGAUGGAUCGGAGUAUGAAGAUAGUAGAAGGCCAUAUAGAACACCAACCACAUCUGCUGUUGAUUCAGAUAGAAGCAGACCACAGAAGGUGUUUGAGAAUAGUCCUGAGACGGAGGCGUCUGAUGAAAGCUCGGAGUCUUCUGACGAUACUGGGGGACAGCCUUGUCAUCACUGUCGAAGCAAUAGUAGGGAUGGAGUGAUCUGGUGCCUUAAAUGUGAAAGAAGAGGAUAUUGUGAGAACUGCAUUUCAUUAUGGUAUUCAGACAUCCCUGUAGAGGAAAUCCAGAGGGUUUGUCCUGCAUGCCGUGGUAUAUGUAGUUGCAGGGUGUGUAUGCGAGGGGAUAAUCUGAUUAAGGCAAGGAUUCGGGAGAUUUCGGCAAAAGAUAAAUUACAGUACCUCUACUCUCUUUUAUCCGCGGUGCUUCCUAUUGUGAAGCGGAUCCAUUCUGAACAGUGUUCUGAGGUGGAGCUGGAAAAAAGUCUUCGAGGAAAUGAAAUAGAUCUUGCCAGGACUAAAUUAAAUGCUGAUGAGCAGAUGUGUUGUGAUUUUUGCAGGAUACCCAUCAUUGAUUAUCACCGCCAUUGCACGAAUUGCUCAUAUGACUUGUGCCUUAGCUGCUGCAAAGAUCUUAGAAAAGCAUCCAAGCAGUUUACUGGUGGAAAUGAUGAUAAAGACGAAGUAAUGUUGUCUGAGCGUCUAAAUUUAUCAGAUUUUCAGCUAAAUUCAUUCGAAAAAUUCGCCACUUUGAAAGCUGAUAGUGAUGGAAGUAUCCUAUGCCCGCCAAAGGAAUAUGGAGGCUGUGGCUCUUCCCUUUUAACUCUAAAACGUAUAUUCAAGAUGAAUUGGGUUGCUAAACUGGUGAAAAAUGUCGAAGAAAUGGUCAAUGGCUGUAAGAUAGAUAAUUCUGGUAACUCGGAGGAAACUGAAGUUAGUCUCGGGAUUUUUCAGGCUGCACACAGAGAGAACGAUAUCGAUAACUUCUUGUAUUGUCCAUCUUCAGAAGAUCUUAGAAAUGAAGGCAUCAAAGAUUUCAGACUAAACUGGAGCAGAGGGAAACCUGUUAUUGUUAAGGAUGUCUGUGAUGCUUCUGCUAUGACAAUCUGGGAUCCUAUGGUUAUUUGGAGAGGAAUUAAAGAAACGACAGAUGAGAAAACGAAAGACGCAAACAAAAUUGUCAAGGCUGUUGACUGCUUUGACUGGACUGAGAUUAAUAUCGAACUUGAAGAGUUUUUGAAAGGAUAUUUUGAUGGUAGAUUUAAUGAAAAUGGCGAGUCACAACUGUUGAAAUUGAAGGAUUGGCCUUCGCCGAGUGCCUCAGAAGAGUUUUUGCUGUAUCAGAGACCUGACUUCAUUAGUAAACUUCCUUUGCUUGAGUUCAUCCAUUCAAAAUGGGGUCUUUUAAACGUUGCUGCGAAAUUGCCUCAUUAUUCGUUGCAAAACGAUGUGGGCCCCAAGAUUUUCAUUUCGUACGGAAAAGUAGAAGAAAUUGGCGAAGGCGAUUCAAGAGAUAAUCUUCAUCUCAACAUGCGCGACAUGGUGUUUCUUUUAGUGCAUAUGUGUGAAAAGAAGUUAGAAGGUGGGCAGGGGACAAAAAUGGAUAUACAAAAUGAUGCUGUUCCGAAAAUCCACCUAGACAGUGGUGAAUUACCCGAUUUGUCCCCGGAUGGAUCCGAUAAUUCUGAAUCUAAUGGAUAUUCAAUCGACCGUGAGAAAUCUGGUGGGAAUAUUCUUGAAAAGCCACAAGCAGGAGCUUUGUGGGAUGUCUUCCGUAGAGAGGAUGUACCCAAGCUAAUGGAGUAUAUAAGCUUGCACUGGAAAUAUCUCGUGAAGGGUGAUACUGUCGUUGAUGAAUAUGUAUCGCGGCCUCUAUAUGAUGGUGUAGUAUACUUGAAUAGGCAUCAUAUAAGCAUGUUAAAAGAUGAAUUUGGAAUCGAGCCUUGGUCGUUUGAACAGCAUAUCGGUGAAGCUGUAUUCGUACCUGCUGGAUGCCCUUUCCAAGUACGACAUCUUCAGUCGUCAGUUCAGUUGGGACUUGAUUUUCUUUCUCCUGAAAGUUUGGCCGAAGCUUUUAGAUUAUCCGAAGAAAUUCGUGGGCUUCCAAAUGACCAUGAUUUGAAGCUACAAAUAUUGGAGGUCGGAAAAAUAUCGUUAUACGCAGCAAGUUCGUCCAUUAAAGAAGUUCAGAAGCUGGUUCUUGAUCCCAAGCUCGGGCCAGAGCUCGGAUUCGAGGACCAUAAUUUGACUUCGUUGGUGUCUCAAAACUUGGAAAACAUGGUAAAACGCAGACAGAUAUCGUGUACCUGAUUGAUUCUGUUUAGUCAUGAACUCGAAGAAAACCGAGUUUAGUAUAUGCUUUCGUGUGGUAUUUUGAUCAUACAUAUUCAUAUAUUGGGUGUAAAAUAUAUAUGGUAGAAAUACAAAUUAAGAGCGUUAUAUUCUAUAUAGGUAAUAUAUUUUUGAAAACUAGUGUCACACAUUAGAAAUAUUAAUUAUGAGUAAUUAUGUACUAUAUUUUAUCAUCUAAUUUGGUAAAGAAAAUUUCAAGGUA
Erythranthe guttata (spotted monkey flower) is the source of this 3212-nucleotide messenger RNA. Its product is annotated as JmjC domain protein JMJ24. Gene Ontology annotation, molecular function: chromatin DNA binding; histone H3K9 demethylase activity; transcription coregulator activity. Gene Ontology annotation, biological process: regulation of transcription by RNA polymerase II. The record is from RefSeq and is a predicted model, not a curated record. NCBI's taxonomy places the organism in Eukaryota, Viridiplantae, Streptophyta, Magnoliopsida, Lamiales, Phrymaceae. Gene Ontology annotation, cellular component: histone deacetylase complex; chromatin.